AUGGAAUUACCGGCACAAUACAUGGAAUUACCGCACAAUACCGGCACAAUGCAUGGAAUUACCAGCACAAUGCAUGGAAUUACCGGCACAAUGAAUGGAAUUACCAGCACAAUGCAUGGAAUUACUGGCACAAUGAAUGGAAUUACCGGCACAAUGCAUGGAAUUACCGGUGCAAUGCAUGGAAUUACCGGCACAAUGCAUGGAAUUACCGGCACAAUGCAUGGAAUUACCGGCGCAAUGCAUGGAAUUACCAGCACAAUGCAUGGAAUUACCGGCACAAUGAAUGGAAUUACCAGCACAAUGCAUGGAAUUACUGGCACAAUGAAUGGAAUUACCGGCACAAUGCAUGGAAUUACCGGUGCAAUGCAUGGAAUUACCGGCACAAUGCAUGGAAUUACCGGCACAAUGCAUGGAAUUACCGGCGCAAUGCAUGGAAUUACCAGCACAAUGCAUGGAAUUACUGGCACAAUGCAUGGAAUUAUCAGUUCACGGAAUUACCAGCACAAUGCAUGGAAUUACCGGCACAAUGCAUGGAAUUAUUGGCAUAAUGCAUGGAAUUACCAGCACAAUGCAUGGAAUUACCAGCACAAAUGUCCACCGCUGGGGAGGUUUCCAGUGUUUCAUGGUGAAUGGGCAGAUUCUCAGGUUCAAGGGGAAGAAUAUCAGGGGUUAAAAAAACAUACAGGUUAA
Messenger RNA from Pelobates cultripes (western spadefoot toad), 690 nucleotides. Lineage: Eukaryota; Metazoa; Chordata; Amphibia; Anura; Pelobatidae. The record is from the annotation of a GenBank genome assembly.